Messenger RNA from Colletotrichum destructivum, 2599 nucleotides. Its product is annotated as Putative acyl-CoA oxidase/dehydrogenase, middle domain, acyl-CoA dehydrogenase/oxidase. Lineage: Eukaryota; Fungi; Ascomycota; Sordariomycetes; Glomerellales; Glomerellaceae. The record is from RefSeq and is a predicted model, not a curated record. The coding region runs from base 1074 to 2429 and encodes 451 amino acids. Gene Ontology annotation, cellular component: cytoplasm. Gene Ontology annotation, molecular function: flavin adenine dinucleotide binding; acyl-CoA dehydrogenase activity. The transcript is spliced from 5 exons. Gene Ontology annotation, biological process: fatty acid beta-oxidation using acyl-CoA dehydrogenase.
UUUUUUUUGACUAUCGGGGACGAUAAGCUCACCGAGACGGCUGCGAUAAGCUUGAGUGGGUCCGUUCCCCACCACCUGGCAUCACUAAGACUCUCUCUACACAGCGUACUCUGUACAUUUCCAGAAAAGCCAAGAAACUAAAAGCUGGUCUACAACAGUGCUCGGCACAUCAACAACUACCAGUAUGCCUGCUGUCGAGACCAUGAAAAGGACGGAUACAGUUGUUUGAAGUCCAAUUGUAUCGGACCAUUCGCUGGGAUCGGCGACUCGACCCUUGGUCCUAAAGCGCCUUUUGUGUAGCAGCGCCGCCCAAUCUCAAGUAAAAAAGGUCCUAAGGUCUGAACAUCUCUUUCUUUCGAGUCUUCUUCCAUUCAUACAAGCCACCGGUGUCAAGCCUCCAAGACCUUGACGCCGCACCGAGGCAUCGGGGUGGGUUGCGCGCACUUUUAUUGGAGACGCGGCAUAGUCGAACUCUCCCCGCAUGGCUGACGUACCGAAAUGGCACCAUUGACCGCUCUGGUUUGGUCCUUGAGUGCAGUGUGACUGAGGAUCGAGAGACGACGUCUGAGGGAGAAUGCUGGAGAUAUCGGGAGUUGGUGGUAUAAUACGGUCAAUGACACCAGAACACAACAGUGUCUGUCCGGCUUUUUGAACAGAAUACAAAUGACCGAAAGCGACUUGUGCCGGUAUGAAUACAACACAUUUGAGAAAGGUGAAGCCAGUUUCCGAGCCGACAAGCGUGAAUUCACAUCCCCAUCGGUAGGGCAUUGCCUCUGCCAAAUAUGGGGAGGGGGCCAGUCUCAGACGCGGAGGCGGAGGCGGAGGUCAAGACGGCUACCCCAGGAAUCCCCACCUUUGAUGUCCCUGUAGCUCCAGAAUGAACCUCGGCUCCGGCUCGUCCCAUCAUCCAUCUACCGUACCAUGAGACCAGACACUCCUCGUUCAAAAGGGAGAAGAGAUCCAUGCUGUUAACGUCUUCUCCAUCUUCUGCACCUCUAGACUCACCAAACCAAACGUGCCACUUCGUGACGACGUGCACUAUUAGUAGCCUCUUCCCCUGAACCACCGAAAAUAUGACGUCCAGAGUCCCAGCCAUCGUCUUGGAUCGCCUCAGCGAUCGCGCAAAGGAGGCCCUCGACCUCGUUGCUAAGUUCGUCGAGGAAGAAUGCAUCCCCGCCGAUCCGAUUUUGGAAGCCCAGAUCGGUCAGGGCGACGAGAGAUGGAGCCAUCACCCGGCCAUUGUCGACGACCUCAAGGUCAAGGCCAGGAAGCUUGGUCUUUGGAACAUGUUCCUGCCAAAGGGCCACUACAAGGAAUCCCCCGGCUUCACGAACCUCGAGUACGGUCUCAUGGCUGAGUGGCUCGGCAAGUCGAGAGUCGCCUCCGAGGCCGUCAAUUGCGCGGCACCCGAUACCGGCAACAUGGAGGUCCUGGCCAAGUAUGGAAACGAGGAACAGAAGAACAAGUGGCUGAAGCCUCUAAUGGAAGGCCAGAUCCGCUCUGCGUUCCUGAUGACAGAGCCCGAUGUCGCCUCCUCGGACGCGACCAACAUCCAGCUGAGCAUGCGCAAGGAAGGCAACGAAUACGUCCUCAACGGCUCGAAAUGGUGGUCCAGCGGUGCUGGCGACCCCCGGUGCUCGGUCUACAUCGUCAUGGGCAAGAGUGACCCCAACAACAAGGACCCCUACAGGCAACAGUCUGUUAUCCUCGUCCCCGCGGGUACCAAGGGUAUCACGAUCCACCGCAUGCUUCAGGUUUACGGCUACGACGACGCGCCCCACGGGCAUGGCCACAUCAGCUUCAAGGACGUCCGGGUGCCCGCCAGUAACCUCGUCCUCGGCGAGGGUCGCGGCUUCGAGAUUAUCCAGGGCAGACUCGGCCCUGGCCGCAUCCAUCACGCCAUGCGAACCAUUGGAGCGGCUGAGCGCGCUCUCGAAUGGAUGCUGAUGCGCAUCAACGAUCCUACCAAGACGCCCUUCGGCAAGCAGCUGCGGGAGCACGGCGUCAUCCUCGAGUGGGUGGCCAAGUCCCGCAUCGAGAUUGACGCCGCUCGCCUCGUCGUCCUCAACGCCGCCAUCCGGAUGGAUGACCUUGGCCCCAAGAAGGCCCUCAAGGAGAUCGCUGAGGCCAAGGUCCUCGUCCCGCAGACGGCUCUGACGGUCAUCGACCGCGCCAUUCAGUCAUUUGGCGCGGCCGGCAUUUGCCAGGACACGCCGCUGGCCAGCAUGUGGGCCAAUAUCCGGACCCUGCGGCUCGCCGACGGCCCUGAUGAGGUGCAUCUGCAGCAGCUCGGCAGGAAUGAGAACAAGAGGGGCAAGGAGGUUACGGAUAAGAUCCAGUGGCAGAAGCAGAAGACGGAGCAGCUCAUGGUGCAGUACAAGACUAAGACGAUGCAGCCGGGGGCCAACAUCAACCGGUCCAGGCUGUGAGGUGUGUCGGCUGUUUGUCUUGUAUAGCUCGAUGAUUUAACAAACCCAAUGUUGUGUACAACACCAAAACAGAAGAAAAAGUAACAACCCUUCCGAAUGCCGGUAUCCGUUAGCGAAUGGGAAUGUAGGUAGUCUAACAUGAAAUGCGAUUCUUCAACGGUUGGCCCGCC